Messenger RNA from Adineta steineri, 1830 nucleotides. The record is from the annotation of a GenBank genome assembly. Lineage: Eukaryota; Metazoa; Rotifera; Eurotatoria; Adinetida; Adinetidae.
AUGAAUAAAAUUAAGGAUCGAACUGGUAUUUAUCAUGAACAUCAACAAGGUUUACUUUGUGGUCAACACGCAUUAAAUAAUCUUUUACAAAAUCCAAUCUUUUCAUCUGCUGCAUUAAAUGAUAUCGCUCGAAAUCUCGAUAUAGAAGAAAUAAGUGUAUUGGAACAGACACCAGUUCAACUUGAAAAUAUGGAUGAUACAGGCUUUUAUAAUAUACAAGUAUUACAACGAGCAUUGAAAGCAUUUGAAAUUGAGUUAGUCCCAUAUACAAGCCAAUAUCCUAUUGCUAAACAAGCACGUAGUAAUCCUGAAUGUAUUCCAGCUUAUAUAUGUAACUUAGGUCUUCAUUGGUUUACUAUAAGACGAAUUGGUACAUACUAUUUUAAUUUAAAUUCCUAUUAUUAUGUACCAGAAUUAAUUUCGGAUAGAACACUUACAGAAUAUUUAAAUUUUAUAACGGAAAAGGGUUAUUCAGUAUUUAUUGUAUAUGGAACUUUACCAGCGUGUUUAGCUGAUGAGAAACUGACAGAUAAUCCUAUCGGUCCAGCAGAAUAUACAUUAUUAACGAAAGAUUUACCAAAAUUAAUUGUGGAUCCAGAUACGAAAUAUCGAGAUAAGAAUGGAAAUUCAGUUAUAAAAGUACCUAGCUCUUUGUAUGAUGAAUUACAAAAGAAUCCAAAUGAUCCAGAUAUUAGAAAAAAGUUCAAUCAAUAUUUACCUAACGGUGUAACUAUUGAUGAUCUUGCAGAUUUCUCAGAUUCGUCCAUCCGUAAAACUAAUUGUCCAGAUCAUCGUCGUCAACCUCAAGCAGUCACUGAAUAUACAAUCGAUGAGCCCAGUCUUGAUAGUCAGAAUAAGUCUCAUGAACAUAACGCUAUAACAUCUGAAUGUAUUGUUAAGAGCCAACCGCCCAAUACAAAUAACAAAUCAAUUGACAAUCAUGAUACUCAACGAAUAGACCAAACAAAGACCGCAUUAGAGAAGGAAAAAGGUUUAAAGCAACUUGUUAUGUAUCAAUCAAUGCUUAAUGAAUUAGGAAUGAAUGAUGAUGAACUUUUAUCUCACGAAGGUUCUACAGAACAACUAAAUCAACAAUUACUUGACCGAGCCAUUGCUGUUAGUUUAGUAACAGAUAAUGCUUCUAAUAUAUCAUCUGAAUUAAUUCCAUUACCAGCAAAGAAUUCAGAGCAAAUUUCAACACAACAACUAUCAUUAUCGUCAUUCGCUAACACAUCUUCACGAUUAUCCGAGAAUGAAAACUCAACACAGCCGAUGAUAAUAUAUUCAUCAACUUCAACUGAUGUACAUUCAAUAUCGCCUAGGGAUGCAAAGUUAACACAUCUAAUAAAUGAUGAUGAACUUCCAUCUCACGAAGGUUCUACAGAAAAACUAAAUCAACAAUUACUUGACCGAGCCAUUGCUGCUAGUUUAGUAACAGAUAGUGCUGCUAAUAAAUCAUCCGAAUUGAUCCCACUACCAGCAAAGAAUUCAGAGCAAGUUUCAACACAACAACUAUCAUUAUCGUCGUCAAAGAGUACGAACUCACUACCAUUCACCUACACACCUUUACGAUUAUCCGAGAAUGAAAACUCAACACAGCCGAUGAUAAUAUAUUCAUCUACUCCAACUGAUGUACAUUCAAUAUCGCCUAAGGAUGAAAACUUAACACAUCUAACAAAUAUCAAUUCAUUAUCAUCAAAAGAUACACAGUCAUUUUCGCCAAAAGUAGUAGAGAUGCCAAGUAUUGAAGAAUUACGUAAACUUCGUCUUCAACAUUAUGGUAAUAGAGAUAGAUCAAUAAUAUCGCAAGCACCAAAUUCUUACCAUUAA